Messenger RNA from Miniopterus natalensis, 663 nucleotides. NCBI's taxonomy places the organism in Eukaryota, Metazoa, Chordata, Mammalia, Chiroptera, Miniopteridae. The record is from RefSeq and is a predicted model, not a curated record.
UCUCCGUGGCGUGUCCAGACCCCCCGGCCCCAAGAGGACUCAGCCACACGUGAACCGGGCCGCGUCCCCUCGAGCCCGGGGCUCGGCGGUGAGCUGAGCACCAUGGAGAAAGUCGGCUCCUUCUUCAGUGACAUCUGGGACACCAUCCUGACCAAACACCAAGAGGGGCUCUUCAACACCGUCUGCCUGGGCGUCAUCCUGGCACUGCCGCUGCUGCUGGUCAUCGCGCUGCUCUUCGUCUGCUGCUAUUCCUGCUGGAGCCGGCCGGGCGACGGUGGCCAGCGGCCAGGGCGCAACAAGGGGAAGAAGAAGAGGAAGAGGAAGGGGGAGGACGACCUCUGGAUCUCCGCUCAGCCCAAGCUCCUGCCGAUGGAGAAGCGGCUGUCGCUGCCUGUCUAGUGGGCAGGAAGCAGGGGGCCGCCUCCGGGGGCCGCACGGCCUUCCAAGGACACAGGUGGGGAGCAGCGAUCCCUGAAGUGUCGCACUCAUGUCCACAGAGGAAUUCUCCAGCGAGGAACCAGCCUCAGACCGAGCGUCCCCGUGGAGGCCGCUGCCGGGGAGCACGUGGACAGUGCUUGGGCACCAUCUGGGCAGCUGUGUGCCCGAUAGCCUCGCUCUUUACUGCAGAUCCCAGCAUGCCUUUCACCUACUUCCGCACAGUCC